AUGGACUAUGAUCAACAAAGAUUGAGCAGCAGGAAAGCAUUUAAACACCAGGACAUAAGUGGGUCAUUUGCAAGUGCAUACUGGCCCUUGUCAAGUAGCGUGGGGAGGCAAGGCACUGGGAUGCACUGCCUGGUCUUUGAAUCUAUUUGGCACACCAUGUUUGGCUUCUCUGAGACCUUCAUCCCAAGAGCCGAAGAUCUUACGCUUCCAUCCUUCCUGAGGAUACCUGAGAGUGAUGAAAGUGACCUCCCAGACGGUCUCAGAUCCACGUUCUACCUGGAAAGAGCCACAGGCAUUGCAUUGCCAGGCACCUGUGCAAACUUGCAUUUCGCAUUGCUUGGUGAAGGUGAAGCUUUCUCCUCGGAGAGACUGGGGAAGGAGCCAGGCAAGUGCGAAAAGAAAUCACCUCCGCGAAAAGAGGUCCAGGAUCUCUUCAAGUUCCUCAAAACAAUGAAUAAGCAGGCCACCAAAAGAACAGGACAAUUUCUGAAGCAACUGGAGAAAAAGGAGGGAAAAGAGACCAAGCGCGAGACGCUCUUGAAGCAAGUGAAAGAUGUGGAUGAGCUCAUGAAUGAGGAGAUUUUCGAUUCGGAGCUUCACAAGUAA
Messenger RNA from Durusdinium trenchii, 606 nucleotides. The record is from the annotation of a GenBank genome assembly. NCBI's taxonomy places the organism in Eukaryota, Dinophyceae, Suessiales, Symbiodiniaceae.